GCAAUGAAUAUUAAAGCCGAGGAUGUCUCAGACUCACAACAGGCAGCGGAUCCUAUGCGAAUAACAUUUCAGGACAUAAAGGCUACACCUGAGAACUGUAGAAAUUUGGAGAAUGCUUUAGUGGAUCCGUAUGGUGAGACAUGCCAAACACCUCAUGAUGCAAGUCAGGCCAUGAAUGUAAAAGCUGAGGCAGUCUCAGAUGCAGAAGAGGAAGAGGAUCCUGUCCCACUAACAUUUCCAGAAAUAAAGGCUGAACCUGAGGAAAAAUUCUUCAGAUUUUCUUUGUCUGUCGCAUCCACGAAGCAGUGCUUUGGUACUACAUCAUGGAGUUCCCAGGCUCUAUAAAUGGUGAAGUUUAUCAUUUGUUUUCUGUCUCCCAUGCGGUCUGUAUCCAUGUAAUAACAUGGAGGUGUCAUUAUGUUGAGGACUUGUAACAGGAUAACUAAUGAUUCUCUAAGGAUGUGUGACAAUGUGUGACUGAAUAUAGACAUGUGUUACCUGUUGCCCUUUGUUUGAAGCAAAUUUAAUAUACGUGACACCGUUNUUUGGAGUUGCCCCUGCACCUGCUAUCAGGUGACUGUUUCUCAUGACAGAUUUUUUUGUUGUUUUCUCUCAGACAGAAAGGUGACUGAACAUUAGAUACAAAGAAUGUGUAAAAUGUGUAGAAAGCAAUAGUGAUGAACUGGCAUUGGCAACACAUCCUAAUACAAGUGUAUUGACACAAUUGUGGUGAAAUGGAAUAUACAAUUGGAAUACAGCAUAGUGGACAGUU
Cryptotermes secundus is the source of this 772-nucleotide messenger RNA. RefSeq lists its product as uncharacterized. The record is from RefSeq and is a predicted model, not a curated record. NCBI's taxonomy places the organism in Eukaryota, Metazoa, Arthropoda, Insecta, Blattodea, Kalotermitidae. The transcript is spliced from 3 exons. The coding region runs from base 4 to 345 and encodes 113 amino acids.